Molecule: messenger RNA, 1422 nt
Organism: Brassica oleracea var. oleracea
Lineage: Eukaryota; Viridiplantae; Streptophyta; Magnoliopsida; Brassicales; Brassicaceae
Product: peptide chain release factor PrfB3, chloroplastic
Exons: 6
Coding region: 106-1332 (408 amino acids)
Biological process (GO): translational termination
Molecular function (GO): translation release factor activity
Source: RefSeq, a predicted model, not a curated record
GACUCAAACUUUAAAACAGAGACGAUAAGGUUGGGAGACCCAUCCCGCGGACAAGAACUGAGCUUAAACCCCCAUUUGAUAACAUCGGAGCUCCGGCGAACAAAAAUGGCGGCAAAGUUUAUAGGCGGAGGCUGUUCAUGGCGGCGCUUUUCAAGAAACUUGGACAAGAGAACAGCAUCAUCUCGAGUUCUUCUCUUCUCUGUUCGGUCCUCUCACUCCAUGGAUGACAUGGACACUGUCUAUAAGCAAUUGGGACUGUUCUCACUAAAGAAGAAGAUCAAAGAUGUUGUUCUCAAGGCCGAGAUGUUAGCACCGGAUGCUCUCGAGCUAGAAGAAGAGCAAUGGAUUAAGCAAGAAGAGACAUUGCGUUACUGUGACUUAUGGGAUGAUCCAACCAAAUCCGACGAGAUUUUUCUCAAGUUAGCUGCUCGUGCAAAAGCAGUUGAUACUCUCAAAGACCUCAAGUACAAGGCAGAAGAAGCUAAGCUAAUCAUACAAUUGGAUGAGAUGGAUGCUAUAGACUACAGUCUUUUUGAGCAAGCUUAUGAUUCAUCCCUCGAUGUGAGCAGAUCCUUGCAUCACUAUGAGAUGUCUAAGCUUCUUAGUGAUCAGUAUGACACUGAAGGCGCAUGUAUGGUUAUCAAAUCUGGAUCUCAUGACACAAAAUCUCAGAUGUGGACAGAACAAGUUGUAAGCAUGUACAUCAAAUGGGCAGAGAAGCUAGGCCAAAACGCAAGAGUAGCUGAGACAUUGAGGAAUAAAAAUGGCGUGAGUUCAGCCACAAUAGAGUUUGAAUUCGAGUUUGCUUAUGGCUAUCUCUUAGGUGAGCGAGGCGUGCACCGUCUUAUCACAAGUUCUACAUCCAAUGAGGCUUGUUCAGCGUCUGUAGAAAUCAUACCGUUGUUCUUGAGAGCAUCUCCUGAUUUUGAAGUGAAGGAUGAGGAUUUGGUUGUGACGUAUCCUGCAAAAGAUAAUCAUAAACUAGCUGAGCAGAUGGUUCGUAUUCAACAUCUUCCGAGUGGUAUAACCGUAGAAUCUUCAGGAGAAAGAAACCGGUUUGCUAAUAGGAUCAAAGCUCUAAACCGGUUAAAGGCAAAGCUGCUUGUGAUAGCAAAAGAACAGAAGGUUUCAGAUGUGUAUAAAAUCAGCAAGAACAUUGUGGAGCCAUGGAGAGUAGAAGAAACUAGGAGAUAUGUCUCUAAAGGUCAGAAGAUGGUGGUUGAUUUGAAAACCGGUUUAGAGAUUUUGGACCUUAAAUCGGUUUUGGAUGGGAACAUUGGGCCACUUCUUGGAGCUCAUAUUGGCAUGAGAAGAUCCAUUGAUGCCAUUUAAAAUUAAUUGAGGUUUUUUUGUUGUACACAUAAAAUAGUCAAACUUUGUAAAACCUAAAAUUUAAUUAUAUAACUAGACCAUAUUACAAUA